Molecule: messenger RNA, 2004 nt
Organism: Malassezia vespertilionis
Lineage: Eukaryota; Fungi; Basidiomycota; Malasseziomycetes; Malasseziales; Malasseziaceae
Gene: SKY1
Product: non-specific serine/threonine protein kinase
Exons: 2
Coding region: 1-2004 (667 amino acids)
Biological process (GO): spliceosomal complex assembly; regulation of mRNA processing; protein phosphorylation
Molecular function (GO): protein kinase activity; ATP binding
Source: RefSeq, a predicted model, not a curated record
AUGCGCGAUAGUGAUCUCGUAUCGGACAGCGCGAGCGGCAACUCUGGGCAAGGUGGCUCUGAGGAUGCCGGCUCUGUCCUCACAGAGGACGAAGAAGACUACGAGGACUAUUGCCGGGGUGGAUACCACCCCGUACACGUCGGCGACCAGUUUUCAAACGGACGCUACGUAAUUGUCCGCAAGCUUGGAUGGGGCCACUUUUCCACAGUGUGGCUCGCAAAAGACACGGUUGCAAAACGCCACGUUGCGCUAAAAGUGGUCAAGUCUGCGCCGCACUAUACGGAAACAGCGAUGGACGAGAUUAAGCUACUGCAGCGAGUGGUCUCUGCCGAUCGGUCACACCCAGGAAACCGCCACUGCGUUGCCAUGCUUGACCAUUUCCGCCACCGAGGACCGAAUGGCUCGCACGUGUGUAUGGUUUUUGAGGUGCUUGGCGAGAACUUGCUUGGCCUUAUCAAGCGCUACCAACACCGUGGUGUACCCAUCCACAACGUGAAACAAAUUGCGAAACAGGUUCUGCUCGCGCUUGACUAUAUGCACCGGAGCUGUGGCAUUAUCCACACGGACCUGAAACCUGAAAAUGUGCUCAUCUGUAUCGAGGAUGUUGAAGCCGUCGUGGAGGCAGAACUGCGUACGAACCCGAUGGCUGUGCCGACAAAAUUGGUCGGCGUUCCCCCCAGCCAAGGGCGCGGAGGCACACAAACACCCCGACGUGACCCCGUGUUUAUCACGAGCUCUAUGCCUUUGCCAAGCCCGAGCAGCAGCCUCGGCUCGAGUCCCAUGUUUGACAAGCUCGUCUUUGGCAUGUCAAAGCUCGACAAGCCAAAUGGCCGGCUCGAUCCCGCCGAAAGUACCAACGACCAGGAUUCUUUGGCUUCCACCGCAUCGAACUCGUACAUGUCCGGCCCCAAUAGCCUGGCAAGCUCUGUACUACCUCCCAACGCCUCAAACAUCCACUCUCCGAUAGACAAGCCGGGUGGGAUGGCGUUUGGCGGCAAGCUGCCUUUUCCUGUACAAAAAGGACCUUCGCUCCUCUCGCAGCAGGCGCGCAAAGUCGCCGACGAUGCGAGUCCACCGACCACUGCGCACCUGGGCGAGCAAAGCGCGCGAUCCUAUGUGGAGACGAUGGAAAUGUCCACCGACUCGGCCAAUACCUCCACCUCUGGCCCCACCGCGAUGGACGAUGAUAUGCGCCCAGCACCGGCAGCGGGUGACCCAACGAUACUCCCGCCGCCACCGCCUUACGACCCCACCUCGCUGGAGUGCAUUACUGUGAAAAUUGCUGAUCUGGGGAAUGCGUGCUGGACGGACCACCAUUUUACCAAUGAUAUCCAAACCCGCCAAUACCGAUGCCCCGAAGCUAUCCUCGGCGCCAAGUGGGGCACUACCGCCGAUCUGUGGAGCGCAAGCGCUAUGUUUUUUGAGCUGCUCACGGGCGAUUACCUCUUCGACCCUGCCGCAGGCGCGAAAUACAACAAAGACGACGACCACAUCGCGCAAAUUAUUGAGCUACUCGGCGAUUUUCCCAAGAGCCUUGCUUUCUCCGGCAAGUACAGUGCGGAGAUAUUUAAUCGUAAAGGGGAGCCGAAGCAUAUCCACAAGCUGCGGUACUGGCCACUAAUUUCUGUGCUACAGGAAAAGUAUCUGCUCCCCUUUGAGAAGGCAAACCAGCUCAGCUCCUUUUUGCUCCCCAUGCUUCGGCUGAAUCCAUCCGAGCGUGCAUCCGCACAAGAAGCGCUAAAGCAUCCCUGGCUUGAAGGCAUGAUCACCCAAGGCGAAAUCGAGAUAGCCAUGCUUUCCCAGCCGACAGAGCCGAUCGAGCGCACUGAGCACGAACGCGACUUGCCUGCCGCGCUCCAGCGGUUAGAGCAGGACGUGCAGGACGCGAUGAAACCCAUUAGUCCGCUGGCCUCGUCUCCUGCCGGGCGGAAUGCGGGCAUGGAGUCCAGCUCGCCGGACACGCACGCGCUGCAAAGCCAAUUGUCGACUACCCGUCUCUCCUGA